This is a messenger RNA of Selaginella moellendorffii, 471 nucleotides long. RefSeq lists its product as uncharacterized. Lineage: Eukaryota; Viridiplantae; Streptophyta; Lycopodiopsida; Selaginellales; Selaginellaceae. The record is from RefSeq and is a predicted model, not a curated record. The coding region runs from base 49 to 450 and encodes 133 amino acids. The transcript has 4 exons.
UGCGGCAAUGCUGGGAUCCGCAUUCGGUCACAAUGCUGAUCUAGCGUAAUGGCGAGGUGCCGGCUUUCUGGUACGUGUGCUCGUUCUCGCAGGAGGGAGGCAAGAUUGUCGACCAUUUCUCGAAGAAGGAUUGGUAUGAUGUCUUUCAACAGAUCGGAAAGACGACGAGAAUACAGGGAACAAACAUUGCCUCUGAUGGUUUUCGAAGCGUCAGUGGCAUACUUGCAGAAUGAUGAGGAUCGCGAUCAACCAAGGCCGGAACGUUCUCACGAACUUCUGGCGGCUGGACUUCACGGCAGAGAAGCGCCGUUCCCUGGCAAAUGUGAAGAUGAGAGACAACAACACCGGCUGCUGGGAAUUUGCAACCUCAAGCAAUCGUUGCAGCAGCUCGCAGGGAAUGGAGGCUCUCUCUCUCAGACUCUGGCCUUGGGACCUUGUCCAACUACAUAGGAUAAGUGGCUAUGGCCAUGG